AUGGAGGGUAAGGUAUUCGCCGUCACGGGUGCCGGAUCAGGCAUCGGUCGAGCCACUGCCAUACGAUUGGCAGAACUGGGGGCUCGAGGUGUUGCUCUUAGUGACCUUUUUGAAAGUGCCCUAGAAGAGACAAAGGCGGAAUGCUCGCGAUAUAACACGGAUGUUACGAUUACAACGGUUGAUGUUAGCGAUACAAAGCAAGUGGAUUCCUGGCUGGAUAGAGUCAUUACCCACUUUGGCAAGCUUGAUGGUGCUGCAAAUGUUGCUGGAAUCGCUGGUGGGGAUGGUCAGAUAACUGAGGCCAUCGACCAAGCGGCGUGGGAGAAGAUGAUUGCAGUCAAUCUAACAGGAGUCAUGAACUGUAUGAGAGCCGAGCUCCAGAGAAUCAACAAACCUGGUGGCUCAAUAGUCAACGUCUCUAGCACGUCAGGCCUUCGAGGCCUGGCGAACAACGCUGCAUACGCCUCGAGCAAGUUUGGCGUCAUUGGUCUCACAGAGUCAACGGCAGCUGAGUAUGGGAAGAAGGGGGUCAGGGUGAACGCAGUUUUACCGUGA
Exophiala mesophila is the source of this 555-nucleotide messenger RNA. RefSeq lists its product as uncharacterized. The record is from RefSeq and is a predicted model, not a curated record. Lineage: Eukaryota; Fungi; Ascomycota; Eurotiomycetes; Chaetothyriales; Herpotrichiellaceae. Gene Ontology annotation, molecular function: oxidoreductase activity, acting on the CH-OH group of donors, NAD or NADP as acceptor. Bases 1 to 555 code for a protein of 184 amino acids. The transcript is spliced from 3 exons.